Molecule: messenger RNA, 1068 nt
Organism: Penicillium cataractarum
Lineage: Eukaryota; Fungi; Ascomycota; Eurotiomycetes; Eurotiales; Aspergillaceae
Exons: 1
Coding region: 1-1068 (355 amino acids)
Source: RefSeq, a predicted model, not a curated record
AUGUCCAACAACUUGAUGGACAGGGACCGCGAGCUCAAGUCCGCCCCUCCUGCAGCAGCUGAUAUGGACCAGCUUGACGAGUUCCGCAAGGAACUUGAGACCGCAGUGUCCCGCAAUGAGGCCCUCCUGGGUGCUCUGCGCCGCCGAGCCCAACAGCCGCCAGCCUGGUUUAUUCCAGAUGGAACGAUCCAGCUCCUCCCCGCGAGCUGCGGGAUCAGACUCGACGCCGGAAAUCGAGUCCCCGUUGGCGGUGGAAACCUAUUCCUCGAGGGUUUCUACUGGAAUCGGCCGCGGUGGCAGACACUCCCGAUGCCGACUCAUCUCGUCGGCAAAGUGAAGGCCACCUUCACUGCCGCCCAGUACCGCGACGGCAACUUGGGCAGACGGACCGAGCAGCUCGGGCGGUUUUCAGAGACCAGCAGUCAGUCGCAGGCUGCUGAGUCCACCCCAGUCAUCCUCUUGGUGGUCGACCCACCCACCCCCACCGCUGGAAGAGACGUCUUUCUCCUCCCAAAGGCCACAGCGCCUUACUACGACUUCGUCACCGACGAAGACAUCAUCAUCAACAUAGAUGAUGUCGAGAUCAACUCAGACGCGGACGACGAAGUGAAGCGUCUCGAGAUCAUGGCAACGCUUCUGGAGGAUUGGGACGCAGCACUCGACCUCCAAUUCUCAACCUUUGCGCAUCAGGCAAGAAUCUGGCGCAUGGAGCGUCGCGAGUGGGAGUUGGCGACUGUACAGAAGAUCUUUCUCGCCGGUUACCUCGACAUGCUUGCCUCCAACUUUGGCAUCUCCGACUUGGUCAAUGCCCGCCAGUUUGUCGAUAUGCAGAACGAACUGGAGCAAGUCGGAGAGGUUAAGGCGUGGGAAUACGUCUGGGAUGAGGAUUCCAGCGCAGCUGCGGUGGAGCACAAAGAAAAUGUGAAUGCCACCAUGUACAGGGUCAAGCGGAUCCUCUACCAGCUGAUCCCGGAGGACGAGCGUGGCCUCGAGCGUAACUGCAAGCUCGUGGGGGAGAUGGCGAUAUACGCCCAGUCUGUGGAGGAGUCGAUGGAGGACGAGGAUUGA